Messenger RNA from Penicillium roqueforti, 1500 nucleotides. RefSeq names its product CorA family magnesium transporter. The record is from RefSeq and is a predicted model, not a curated record. Gene Ontology annotation, molecular function: magnesium ion transmembrane transporter activity. The transcript has 3 exons. The coding region runs from base 1 to 1500 and encodes 499 amino acids. NCBI's taxonomy places the organism in Eukaryota, Fungi, Ascomycota, Eurotiomycetes, Eurotiales, Aspergillaceae. Gene Ontology annotation, cellular component: mitochondrial inner membrane. Gene Ontology annotation, biological process: mitochondrial magnesium ion transmembrane transport.
AUGCCGCCGCCAUUGGUGCCUACGCAGCUGAAAUUCUCGCGUCAUGCAUCAACCAAAAGCCGACCCUUUCUCCGACGGCUUUUUGGCCUCAAGCGGCAUAAAGCUUCCGACCACAAGGAUCAAGGCCCGGCUGGCCCUGGGCUUAUGGAUGAGGGAACGGAGGGGAUGUUUAAUAUUGGCCGCAGCAUAUCAGCUAAGGCGUCAAAUGAACUGCGAAUUCGAUGCACGGAGUUUGAUAUCAAUGGAGACGUUACACUCGUUAACGGAGAGUUCCGGAAGCAGGAGCUGAUUGCCAAGUAUGGCCUUCUUCCCCGAGAUCUACGUAAGAUUGAUUCGUCGACUCUCCCUCAUAUCCUGGUACGACCUAGAGCAAUUCUCAUCAAUCUAUUGCAUCUGCGCGUCCUCAUCAAAGCGGACCGGGUACUCGUUUUUGACGCGUAUGGAUCAACAGACUCAUACAUGCAAUCGCUGUUCAUCUACGAUUUAGAAGGAAAGCUCCGCCAAAGGCAACCCCAGGGUGCCAGUCAACCGCUACCGUACGAGUUUCGCGCGCUGGAAGCCGUCCUCAUUAGUGUCACGAGUGGCCUAGAAGAGGAGUUCAAUGGAGUGAGAGAUCCUGUUGUGCGGGUUCUUCGUGCACUCGAGGAGGACAUUGACCGAGAUAAGCUCCGGCAUCUCUUGAUCUACUCCAAGAAACUGGGUACAUUUGAGCAGAAAGCUCGCCUGGUACGAGAUGCCAUUGAUGAUUUGCUGGAGGCGGAUGAUGAUUUAGCAGCAAUGUACCUAUCUGAGAGAUCGGUCGGCAAAGAGCGAGAAGAGGAUGACCACCAAGAAGUGGAAAUGCUUCUGGAGUCAUACCACAAAGUGUGCGAUGAGAUUGUUCAGGCCAGUGGAAACUUGGUGACGAGUAUUCGCAAUACGGAAGAAGUAGUCAAGGCUAUCCUUGAUGCCAACCGCAACUCGCUCAUGCUCAUGGAUCUCAAAUUCAGCAUUGGAACACUCGGCCUCGCAACAGGAACAUUAUUCUCCGCUCUCUACGGCAUGAACUUGAAGAAUUUCAUUGAAGAAUCGGAUUUCGGUUUUGGGGCUGUCUCCGUGUUCUGCUUUGCUCUGACUGGUGUCGUCUGUGUCUACGGUCUCUCCAAACUGCGCAAGCUUCAACGCGUCCGCAUGUGGGGUGAAUCCGGCGUGGGAGGCUCCACCUUCUCCCCGCUCUCCCCGAAGCGCAGCGCGCUCGGUGGGAAUCGGACUAACUGGCGUGCCGAUUCAAUCGAACCGGUAUGGGGAAGUCUCCCAGGGGAGGGCCGACCUGAACGCCUGAGACGCCUCAAGGAGAAUGCGGCUGCGGUUGCAGCUCAAGCUGCAUCAAAAACGACACCUGCCAACUCCAAGGCUGCUAUGCAAGCAUCAGCCACGGCCUCUAACAACGCUCGUGCGGAAAGUGGCAGCAGUGGAAAAGAGGCCGCUUGCCCCGAAGAUCAUAUGAAGUCUGAUGCCUGA